AGCGCCCCCACCUCUUGAAUGUGGAAGCCAGCAAUUUGAUGUGGAAUUUGUGGAAACUGAUGAUGUUGACGUUUUUUUUUUCUAAAAAAAAAUUCUGACUAAUUUUUCUUACCCCCAAAAUCCCCUGAAAAUUGUUAAAUUAAUCAUCCCCAGACUCCCUGAGAGCUUUUAGAAAGUUCCCCCAAGUGCUGAAGAAGUAAAUUUGUGCUUCUGGGACAUUUUGUGAUGCACCUGUUAUCACUUCCGGACGCAAAUCCUUCCUCCUGAGUGCCUCCUGAUUCCUGGGAUUUACAUCAUCUAUUUGGGAAACAAAUAGGAAAUGGAUGUUAAUAUUGAUAUGAGUGACAAGGUGAGCGGGAAUAUGAAUCCGCCACCGCAGCCUGAAACGAAGAAUCUCUUCAGCUCGGUCUUCAAUCGCAGCCGAGUCCCCAAUAUGGUGGAACUUUUGCGUGAGAUGCGACAGAACAUCCGGCCAUGGUCGGAAUUCCUCAAUAUGAGCAAUUUCAAGACAGUCGCCAACAUUCAGCGUCUCACGGGGCGCCUCGUGCGGAAUCUUGCCUACUUCCAGAGCAACUAUCUCUUUGUCUUCUUGGGCUUGGUGUUCUACUGUCUCCUCACGUCACCACUGAUCCUCAUUGUCCUCGGUGGGGUCUUCUAUGCGUGCUACAAAGUCAAGCAACACAACACAAAGAUCACGAUUUUCCAGCGAGAACUCAAUGCUGGUCAGCAGUGUAUCCUCAUCAAUUGUGCCGCCAUCCCCAUUCUCUACCUGGCUGGAGCAGGAGCGGCGAUGUUUUGGGUCUUGGGAGCUUCAUUCUUCUUCAUCUCCCUCCAUGCAAUCUUCUACAACAUUGACGCUGUUGUCACGGAGGACACGGAAACCUUCCUCACGGAGACAGUCUAAACAUAUCCUUGGUGUAAUUUAACAACCCUCCGCCCCAAUGGGGGCCCACCUAAUCCUGUAAAUACGCUGAUGUCACACAAAAUGAACAACAGAGAAAAAAAUGUUUAUUUAGAUAA
Messenger RNA from Lutzomyia longipalpis, 1020 nucleotides. RefSeq names its product prenylated Rab acceptor protein 1. The transcript is spliced from 2 exons. Gene Ontology annotation, cellular component: Golgi apparatus. The coding region runs from base 320 to 904 and encodes 194 amino acids. The record is from RefSeq and is a predicted model, not a curated record. Lineage: Eukaryota; Metazoa; Arthropoda; Insecta; Diptera; Psychodidae.